AAAGCUUUCAGUCAGGGAUCGAUUGGCAACUUUUUCUACGUCAACUUCAUGAUAACUGAAUUUUCCUACCUGAACAUCUCCAGUAUUGGUCGGAAUCUUAUUCAAAAAGAAAACGAUUGUGGCUACGCCUGUUUAGAAAUUCCUUCAUGUUUUUCCUACAAUGUGGCUGCCUUCCCUGAUGUCAACGGCAAACUUCUGUGCGAACUGCUGCCAUCGGACAAGUUUAACAACUCGGACAAGUUCAACGCCAGCAAAGAGUUUCAUCACUUUUAUAUUCCGGUAAGUCAAACUUCUAAUUAAUCAAAAAUGUUCCUUCUGGGGAAAAUAAAAAGUUUCUUUUUGUUUGUUUGUGUGAUUAUUUUCUUUUGACUCUCGCUAGUUUCGAAAGUUAGCAUUUGUAAAUCAAAAUGUAUCUCUUCGCUUGGAAAAUCUUGAAUGCAGUGGAUUACGUUGUGCUUCAAAUGCAAAGGAAUUGGCUAAUGAGUUUGGAUAAAAAAACCCUUAUAAAAGUUUUACAACUAAGUUAAACCUUUCAACUCUUAAUUUAAACAUCUGCUGAUGCCCAAACAUACUUGAUGAAAUCGAUAUAUUUAUGUUCGAAUGUCCUAAACGUUAGUGAGGGGAGAGUUGCUGACAAAGGUCUCGACUGAAAUAUUUUCCGACAAAAAGCGUUUAGCUCGUAAAACACAUUUGUCAUAUCAUGAAUUUUGCUUAUUACUAGUUUGCAUACUUGGCUUGCCUUAAAAGUUACAGAAACGUUUUAAUACUCCUAUUUUAGGCUAAUCUUUUGCCAGCUAGACUAUAUCAGCACAACGCCUUGAAAUUCGGUAGCAUCUCUGCAAAUUUCUGGGUAAAUGAAACAGAGUUGACUUUCAAAACCUCACUAAAAACUCAACUGAGCAAAUCCAGCGGGGAGUGCAAGAGAUAAAAAUGUAUAUUGCUUGCCGUCCUUAAUUAUAUCGAUGUCAUUUAAGCAUCGACAUGUAUGUCAAAUUCGUUGCUUUUUGAAUCCAUGAAACAAAGCGAAAGGGAAACAAAGAAAAUUUAAUCCCAACUUUUGUAGGUUUACAGUAAGCUGAAUUUAAUCCACAGUUCGGCUCGUUGAAGUAGUUAUAACAUCAUAUAGUGAAGACAAUGAAUGUCUAUAGUUUUCGUACUGAAAGUUAACUGAGGCCCCGAAACUUUCUCUCUGUCUAGUGCUUUUCUUGUUCUGUUUGGACAUUACUAUGGCAACACAAAGUACCUAACCUGUUAACCUAUGGGAACAUUCAACUGAGGGAAUUCGUAUCCAUUAAACGUUCCUGGCAAUAAAUGAAUUUAAACGAGUAAACUGCCUUGUCGAAACAAUUUUUAUUGUAUCGAGUUCUUCGUUCUUUUUCACAAAAGCGAGCCACUUUGAUCCUCAUGUUUGGCUGAUUCAAUGGGAUAUUGCCAUAGCAACGCACAUUUAAAGAUAGGACUGCCACCUGUAACUGAUGAACCGUUCGUGUUUUGUUAUUAUGAAAAAAGCAGCUUUUGUCACAAGAAAUACAUGUUACUAGCGGUAGAAGUGCUACACUAUGAAAAAGCAAGCAUCAAAUUUUCUAAAAAACAGAGACAAUAAUUAAGGGACUUAUCAAAGCCUGCUUUACAUUUGUUAGAGCUGCGCAAAAUUCCCGUUACUUGAUCUCAUUUUAUUAUUUCCAAUUUUCUUUUUACCUUUUUUUUCUUCGUCCUUAUUUCGAGAAACACCUCGAUUUUUGUAGCCUGUUAUAUAGGCUCCGAGAUAGUAGUGCAGCGGGAGCAGGGACAGAGGGGACCAUUUUUUUUUCCACCGCUAUCCCCUUUCCUAGAUCGCGUGCGUCUUAUUUUUAAAUAGGUUUGGUCCUUUUAUCUUACCGAGACGUCCCUACUCUGAGAUCCUACUCAGUAUAUCCGUAAGUUCAACAUGGAUGAUUGAAAACAAGCUUAAAAUUUCGAAUUAAUUAGGUUUGCACAACAUCUACUUAUUAGUAGAUUUCUUGAUGAGUUAGUACACAACUUACAAUUUGUUACCCCCACUUUUUAAAACAACUUAACCAAAUUUUAACAGUAUUUAAUUUUUUUUUUUAAGAAAAUAAGACAAAAAGUAAGCAUGUUCAACAAUUAAGCACUCGUACUUUUUGUUCACUUAUUGGCUGCAUAUCUCCUCCUGAUAAAAAUGUUAACAUUCUUUCAUUUAGUACUUCUAAAGAAACUGUGUUUAGCCUCCUUAAAAGCACACUGAAAGUCAGGACGAAAGAAUUGUGCCCGAAAAAGGCGUUUUAAUGCAAUUUAAUUGGACAAAUAAAUAAGUAUAUUAGAAAUAUAAGAUGGAAUUUCAUUAGAAUUCAUAGAAAAACGCAGAAAAAAUGCAUUUAAAAGAUAUCCUGACCAGAUAGGAAAGAAGCCAAGCAGUGGCUCUUAAUGCCAUCGUCAGGCUACUCGCCGAUAUAAUUAUAUCUGCAGCCUGUUCAUCCUACAAAAGCUGUGUCAGAAGAAUGCAUUGACCAGAAGCAACUAGCUGAGAAUACAGGCUGUGAACUCACUCACUGCGGCAAUUAACGCAGGCAUUAGAUAUAGCUUCUGUUUUCGUUCAGCAAAACCAGCCGGCGGCUCCCUGAAAUAAUUUGAUGAACAAGCGAGUUAAAUUUAUAUAAUUACACCAGCUUAUUGCAUGAUUUUAGUUUGUAACUGCACUAAAAUGAAAUUCAAAUUUCAAAUUAUCUGCAAUCAUCAUAGGUGCCGAGAAAGGAGAAUCCUGAUGAUUUUUGAAAGUGUUCACCGCUAAGAUGUUUUAUUUAUUUAUGUAUUUAUUUUUCAUUCAGUCAUUCCGUUCGCUUAGACACAGAUAUGACUAAUGACAGCAGUUUGCUGGCCUGAAAAGUGGAAGUGCCUUGUGUUUUCUCAUUUGUAGUAACAAAAUAAAGUCCGGAAGAUUCAUCGAUAUUUUGUGGGCAUUUUUACUAAAUAAAACAAUUAUUCAACUCGCACUUGUUCCAUGGAGAUAAUAUAGCCAACCCAUACCCAACAACUCGCAGGUGGAAUAAUUGUGUUACUUAAUGCUACAUGUAACUAAAACUUGGGGCUCAAGUUGGUCGACGAAACUCAAAAGCUGAAUUUGCCGUAAAUUCAGCAUACGUCUAAUAUGGAUAAAUGAUAUGCGUCACGUUACUGGAUUAUGUUUUGACUUUGCCAUGAAAUGGUCUUUACUUACAGCCGUAUCCUUUCCUUUGUGUAGUCUCCUUGUGACAGUUCGCCCUGUAAGAACACUGGAAAAUGCAUUUCACUGUACCAGGAAAAUGGAUAUAAGUGUAUCUGCAUAGAAGGAUUCACCGGAAAAGACUGCGACACGAGUAAGAAAUACUGAGUUGAACCAAUGUUGCUGUUAACUAUAGGGAACGGUAAUCAGCAUCAAGCUGAUGUUAGGUAUUAUAUUAUUGACUUUUACUUCUCUGAGCUCACUACAAUAAAAAAAUAUCUAACUGAGAAGAUUUAAAAACUACCUUAAAAGAAAAGUCGACCAAUAAGUAUCAGGCUGAACUUUUACUUUUCCUUAUAGUUGCCCAACCACAAAUUUCAAUUUCCCUGCUUGAUCGAUAAAGUGACUUAUUUAUAGACACGUUUCUCCAUCAACCUCUAUAUAGAACAACAUUUACGUUUACUAGCUGUGUUUUAACUCUUGCUGAAGUCUAAUGUACCUUAGCUGAAAGGUACAAAUAUAUUUUUUUUUUAUUUAAUAUCUUUCAUCCUCUCUCCUGCAGAUAUAAAUGACUGUGUCAAUAUUACUUGUUUGAACAACGGAACUUGCAUCGACCUAAUCAAUGGCUUCAACUGCAGUUGCUCUCCAGGAUUUGCCGGCAACCGAUGCGAAAUUGGUUAGAUACUUGUUGCUGCUAUUUGCAUUGCAUUUCCGCCAAAACGCAACAUACUAUAUAUCCCGUUUAAACACUUAAUGUUGGACGCUGUUGAAUGCUGAUAACUAAUAAAUAUGGAUCAAUUUUAAUUUAAAUCCGAUCCUACAUGGAUCCUAUAUCAUGGACAUCAUCCGACAAAGUUAAUGUCAUAUUAUGUUAUACCAACAUAAGUUUUUAUCCGGAGGCUCUAGGGUCCGCUGGAUAAUUAUAUGUUUUGCAAUUUUAUUGACCUCGAAUUCCUCUUGGUCCAUGAAAAUGCCGAAAAAAAAAAGACUUGGCCAAUAAUAACGCAUUUAUCUUGGCCAAACAAGUUUGGUCAUUAACGCAUACAUAUUUAUUUGUCGUUAUUUUUUUAUUAUACCGUAAAAUUCCGAAAAUAAGCCCCGGGGCUUAUAUAUUUCAAAGGGCCUUUUUGAGGGGCUUAUUUUUGGAGGGGCUUAUAUUCGGAGGGGCUUAUCUACGGAGGGAAAUUUGCGUUUCAAAAUCAAUUAGGCUUACCUUCUAGUUAGAAGUAAAUUUACCAUUUUUGCUUUGUUUUACUUUGUAUUUAAGACCUCGUGAAGAUAAGACGUGCUGAAAUGUCAACGCCUAUCCAUCACUUCAAAAACUUCAAAGGAAUUGGGUACAACCUUUGGGAUCAGUGAUUUCUGGGAUCGUUUGGGUGAGCAAGAGCUAAUUAUGAUUGGUCGAUGGUAUUCAGGUCAACCAUUAACCAAUCAUAAGCAACGCUUGUUUACCUAAAGAUCUAGAAAUCGUUGCGCUAAGAGCUGGUACCCUUUGCCACUAUAGUUCCUUUUAUAGGGAAUUAGAUAAGUGCCAAAAGCAGCCCAAAAUUGUUUUACGCAAGGUGUAAUUUACGGUUGAAAUCCCCGUGCAAGUGGACGCAACAUUGUUGGAUGUUAAGUGCUAAAAUAGCGUCCGUUUGCACAUUCUGUUGUAUGUCGUUGGUCGUUGCCUGUUAUUGGAGAUCAUUGCGCAAAGUUUAAAACUGAUCAAUCCAGCUGUCAAGCUUUAAGCCCCGUGCAAACAAACUCAAUAUUGUCGGCCAGCAGCUCCUAACAUUGUUGGGAGUUUUUGCGUCUGUUUGCGCGUGGUUUAUUUAUUGCAAUUUUUGGUCUCUGUAUUGCACUUUUGCAUUUCUUAACUUUUAUUAUUAGCGUGCUUCCUAAUUUUGAUGUUAUUUUUGAUAUCAUUCUGUUACAGACAUUAACGAGUGUAAAAGCAACCCUUGUCUCAACAACGGAACUUGCACUGACUUAGUCAACAGAUUCAAAUGCAGUUGUCCGCUUGAAUUUUUUGGGAAACGAUGUGAAACAAAAUCCAAAAAUGGAGGUGAGAAUCAUAAUUAUGGAUCAUGUAUGAUGUGUACCACAAACGAAUUAGCAAGUUGUACUUUGACAGGUUGCCAUCUAUAAAUUCAAGUAGUCCUUCUUUUUUUAAAAGGUGUUUCGAUGCAGUUUUUCAGAGGCCAGGAAACUGAUAUUAUUUUUCCAUAGCUUUAAAAGUGAUUUUAUCCGUAUAUGAUCGCUAUAAAAUUUUCGCCAGCGAUUGACUAUAGAUUGAAAUUUGUCAAAAUGUAGGUUUUAGUAAAAUCGAUAUUACUAUGACAACAAUAAACAAAAAACUUUGAAAUAAAUAAAAGCUGAAUUUUGCGCGAUCUAAACCGGCUACUGAAAAUCCAAUACUGCGAACUUAAAGUUUGGUGUUUAGCAAAUAAACUCCGUUAGAAAUAAAAUGUGAUUUUCAAUAGCCGUGAUAGAUUAUUUAAUAAAAAUGUUACAAAUGACUCAAAUUAUUCUUAAGUAUCAUCAGAAUGCUGCUUAAUAUCAAAUUUCGUUGCUAGGAAAUUUGGGUGUAUUUUCUUUCUUGCAAUCUUGGAAACUAACCCGUUUUUUCACCACCUGUCUAAGUGCAACUUCGUUCAAAAUCUGGACUUUGAGCAGAGUUUUGUGUAUCUCUGAAACGGCUCAAACGAAUUUUGUUUUUUAAAUCUCUUCAAAUAAUCUUCAUAAUGUAUAUAAUGUAUAUACCUUCAACCAAUUUUGAAAAAAAAGAAAAAAAACUGGUGUUCUUAUUGUUUUGUGUCCAAACCUUGUUUUCGCGAUUUUCAGUUCGCACCCUGAUUGGCCGGUUACCCUUCUGUCAAACUUCUCCAAUGUUAUAUUCAAGUAUAUCUUCCUAAAAUUAAAUCUCUUUCCUUAAAGAGGGUCUAGUUUGAUUUCAUUUGUAUUUCCAAUGAUUUCCAGAGUGAGUCAGAAUUUCAAACUGUUUUCUUGUUUGACUAAAUGUCCACCUGAGAGUGUCUGCCGUCAGUUUUGCAAUAUGUCCAUGCACUUGCAACGUCAAUUGCAUUCAUUUUUCUGGAUUGUAGAUUCUUCUGCAGGCUAGUGCUUAUCUAAAAAGGGUUUACUACAAAAUUAUGUACCUCUCGUCCUCCUUUUGAGUUGGCUUGAUGGACGUCCCUUUGUCGCCUGCACAUACUUUCGAGGAAAGUUAUCCCUAAAAAAAUUGCGACACGUCUUCCCGCAAGUUUCGUGCACGGGGAUAGCUGGAUAUAUAAUUUCCCCAGCAAAUUUACACGACUGUGAAACCAAUAAGCUGCAUUAUUAUAUGGCUGAGUCUGUUUUCGCCAUGCGAUUGGUCAAUUUGCGGUACGUAACUUGCUAUACGGACCAAAAUUUUUAAAGAAAACGCUCAUUUCGGAGGUCUAAAUCUCUUUACCUGGGAAAAAAUGUUUAAAUAAAGUUAUAAGACGCCUGUCAACCUUGAGGACUUGAAUGUUGACUUUGGCCUUCAACAUUUUAACUGUGUUUAUUUGUGAACGAAGGCGAUGAAGAAACUAACUCGUAAUCUUAUCGAAGAGGAUUCUAGUCAGUGUUUGAAAAUUUUAUCGUAGUACACAGUUAAGAAGACGAAAAUCGACUGGGUUUCGGAGAAAGUGAAAACAAAUUCGCCAUGUUGAAAGUUUAAUUGGUCAAAACUAAGAGCGCUGUAAGUUUUACCUCUUUAAUGUAACGCUGGAGUAUUUUUGAAACCGGGCACUGUGUCUUUCUCGAAGUCGCUUCCAUCUUUUCUCCGUUGGUCCUUGUCAAAAAAAAAAAAGACACUGCAAAAGGUAAAGAAGCUUUUCAAGGUAAGUUUGUUGUCAUUGUCCAAGGAUUGGCUCGUUAAAUUUUUUGGGAAAACCUCUCGAAUUUCUGCCAGUUCAUUCUCGUCUUCAAGUGUGAUCUGCGUUAAAAUUUUCCCAAACACGGACCAUAUUUUCUUCCACGGAAAGGUUACGAUUCAGUUUCUACAUCAGCUCCGUUCUCAUUCAAACAAAGCAAGGUUAAAAUCUGGAAAGGCAAAGUCAACAUCUAGUUCUCAGGGUUUACAGACAUAUUUUUAAGUACAUUUGGUCAAACCUAAGAGCACUGUAAGUAUUCACUUGCCAAUGUGACGCUGGAGUCUUUGCAAAACUGGACAUUGUGUCUGGCUCGGAGUCGCUUCUAUCUUUCUUUGGUUGGUCUUUGCGAAAACUUUGCAAAUGACAAAGAAGCUCGUCAAGAUGAUCGGGUGCAGGCAUGUUUGUUAUCAUAUUUGUCCAAGGAAUUACUCAAUUCCUCUUUGGCAAAACAUCUCGAAUCUCUGCCAGUCGAUUUUCGUCUUCUUAACUGUGAACUACGAUAAAAUAUUAUUAUCAAACACUGACUAGAAUUCUCUUCGAUAAGAUUACGAGUUAGUUUCUUCAUCGCCUUCGUUCACAAAUAAACACAGUUUAAAAUGUUGAAGGACAAAGUCAAAAUCUAAGUCCUCAAAGUUGAUAGACGUCUUGUGACUUAAUUUCAACCUUUUUUUUCCUAGGUAAAGAGAUUUAGACCUCCGAAAUGAGAAUUUUCUUUGAAAUUUUGGUCCGUAUAGCAAGUUACGUACCGCAAAUUGACCAAUCGCAUGGCGAAAACAGACUCAGUCAUAUAAUAAGAGGUAUUUUUUCUCUUUCACCAAUAGAUGUUAUCUCAACUGUGGUCACACAGUUUCUUUCGCCUGCGAUUGGGAAUGACAGCAACUGGGCGCUGUGUUGGCAGGCCUCCACUCAUGGCUGGGCUGCCAGUACCUUCCACAGCAGAUGUGAUGGGAAAAAACAUACGAUUACGGUCAUCAGAAAAGACCAGUACGUGUUCGGAGGAUACACUGAUAUUCCUUGGUGUAAGUGACUUUUUCGCCGGGGGCGGGGCAAUAAAAGGGACGGAGUCAGCAAAAUUAAUAUUAAACCCCUAAAGAAACCAAACUGGAGUGGCUUAGGCUCUAUUUGACAAAUAAUAAAACAAGUAACCAAUUCCAGAACCAAUCAAGAGCUUUAAUGAUCAUGAAAUUGCCUUGUGCGAAAUAUAUCAAAAUUGAAUGCAGUAUUCGACACAAAAAGCGGCCAGUUAGUUGCAAAUAAUAAUAAUAAUAAUAAUAAUAAUAAUAAUAAUAAUAAAACACUGACUAGAACCGUACAAUACCUACGUGAAUACAGUCACUUUAGCUACGAUCACAUUAAGGCCCUAACAACAGAUAACUAUAGUUUAAUGAUAUGUCCAAGUCAUUUGAGAUAAAUAUUAUCCUCGAAGACUUGUGUAUUGACAUGGUUUUGUCGGUAGACAUCUGGAGCUUGUAUGUUUUGGUUUUGCUUUUCAGAUUCUGCUCGGCACCUUUGUAGCAACUUUUAGGAUUUUGAGCAACUUUUUUUCAGAGAGCAACUUCUAGCAACUUUUCGGAAAACUAGCACUUUUUGGUAACUUUUUGGCUAUCUUGAACCAAAAUGCUGAUAAACCCCCUUUUUUUAAAUAAAAAGUUAAAAUUCUCUUGGUUAAAAUUCUAAACAUCUUCCUAGUAAAACUAUUUUUAAAUUUUUAAUUUUUUAAAUUUUUUUUUUUAAUUAAAAAAAAAAUUUCGUUGCCCCGGACGAGCAUGGUUUCCCCUUCUUCCAAGUGAAAAUGUUUACUGGAAGUGUAAGUGUGCUGCUCACUAGUACAUCAUUAAAAAUUAAAAAUCAAAAAAAUAAAAAUAAAAAUAAAAAUAAAAUUAGGCAUGCUGUCUUAAAAAUAUUCGAGCAACUUUACAAAAUUUUUGAGCAACUUUAUCAAUUUUGAGCAACUUUUGAGCAACUUUUUGGCAUAUUUCUUAGCAACUUUUUAGCCUUUUCGGAGCAGAAUCUGGAAAGGCCUACUGGGAAAAACAUAGCCUCCCAGGCAGACGUUCUUAGGGGUUCGUCACGCAGGAACGCGUGACGAACCUCUAAGAACGUCUGCCUGGGAGGCUAGGAAAAACAUAAAACUUAAAGUAGUCUUUAAAUAGUAGGUGUCAUUUACGUACCUGUAAUACCUACAGGGGUUGCUGUGGCAAAAACCCUUUUCUUUUGAGUAUUCUGUUUAACCAUUAUAUAGCGGAGGAAAGACUGGUAAGCCCAUAGCUAUAUCACCUGACUCUUGCUUAAAGAACUGUCUUCUGUAGACCAGGGAAUGACCAGCUAAGCUUGUAUUUCUAACAAUGGGCCGUAAACAGAAGCUCCUGCGGUAAAGGAAUUCCUUCUUUGUGGAUCUUGAACAGUCCUAAAAUUUGAGGGGGUGGGGAGAGGAGAGCCUGCUGUGUUAAAGAUAUCAAGGAGACCCAUCCACCCGCCCCCUUUUAGGCGUGGUUCUCCGACGUUAGUAAAGAUUUUAACGUUUAUUCCACUCUUUGCAUUUUUCUUUAUGAAGUUUUGAUGCGUCAUCGGUUAAUAGUUAACAACGGCGCUUUAGAAACCAGAAGGAAUCUGGAUCUAAUUAACUUUUGCAAAGACUUCUGGGACUGUUACUAGGGACAGUAACGAUCCCAGAAACAAUUGCGGGACGCAUUUCGUCUCCAGUUCCCUUUUCGUUUCUAAUGUGGCGAAAUUAAGUUUGCUAAGAAAAACCUUUCACCUCGGAUUUACAUCGUCUACGAAUAACUGCUCCAUUUCCGUGGCUCUUAAAUCCAGAGGAGAAAGUCGGUGGUAAUUAACAAGCUUUCGGAUCAUGUUUACCCGCACAGUCAACAGCUAAACCGCAGAUAGAACGAUAUAGUAGGUGGUUCAAGGGGCAAUUCCAGGAAGGGAAUAAUCCCUUAUAUGACCUGUACGGGGAUAUGCCGCCGGACAGGGUAUGAUUUUCAUCCUCUCUGUCCUAAACAGGGUAAACAAUUUCGCAAAGUCUUCCCUAAACACUGUACAUGUCAAAUUUCAGAAUUAAAACAGUAAGCUGAUUCUUACGGCAUGAAGAGUGAUAGAAAAAAUAAAGAGAGAAAGCAAAAAUAAAGUGGUGAAUUAUGUCCAUGUCCUUUGUCCUAAACAGGGUAUGUAUUUUUUCUUUUGUCCUAUAAACAGGGUCAACCCUCAGCGGCUCACCUCUACUUAAAUAUUGGACGAGUAACCCUCCACCCCCCACCCCCAUGGGGGAAAUGUUAAAUGUCAGGUAGUUGAAAGCUGAAAUUAUAAUUCAGGUUUUUCUUUCUUGUUUAUUAUUGUUUUUCAGCGUCUGUGAAUGGAUACGCUGCUACUUUCAAGUCCUUUAUUUUCUCUCUGGUGGACAAGGAAGGACUUGCACCAUUUAAGAGCAUGGUAAAACAGAACAGUCUGUCAUCAUAUGCAAUUCACGGUGGGUCAAGACACGGUCCAUUCUUUGGUCGUGGGUAUGACAUCUACAUUGCUGAUAAUGCCAAUCAGAAUAGUAAUUCACACACUAAUUUUGGCGACUCUUACUCUCCUCCGAAUGGAGUUUCUGACCGUCGUACAAUCCUGGCUGGAACCCGUCUCUUUUCACCUGACGAGGUUGAGGUAUUUUAUCUCUCUUGA
Messenger RNA from Porites lobata, 10746 nucleotides. Lineage: Eukaryota; Metazoa; Cnidaria; Anthozoa; Scleractinia; Poritidae. The record is from the annotation of a GenBank genome assembly.